AUGGGCGGCAACACAAGUAAAGUCACCGCCCAGGACAAGGCAAUUCUAGACAUGAAGCUCCAACGCGACAAGCUCCACCAGUACCAGCGCCGCAUCACGGUCCUGACAGAUAAAGAGACGGCCAUCGCGAAGCAGAUGCUCGCAAAGGGCGACAAGCCGCGCGCCUUGCUCGCCCUCCGCCGGAAGAAAUACCAAGAGUCCCUCCUGCAAAAGACGGACGCCCAGCUCGAGCAGCUCGAGAAGCUCACGUCGUCGGUCGAGUUCGCCAUGAUCCAGAAGGACGUCGUGUUCGGUCUGCAGCAGGGUACCAAGGUGCUCAAGGAGAUCCACUCCGAGAUGGGCGGCAUCGAGCACGUGGAGAAGCUCAUGGGCGAGACGGCUGAUGCCAUCGCUUAUCAAAGGGAAGUCAGCGAGAUGCUCGGCGGCCGUAUAUCGGUCCAAGACGAAGAAGAAGUCGAAGACGAGCUCGCCGCCCUCGAGGCCAGCGUCGCCGCCGAAGACGCCAUCCGCAACCCGCCCAAGCUCCCCAAGGUGCCCGACACGAAACUGCCGACCCCGCAGGGCGAAGAGGAAGAGGAGCCCGAGGCGCAGCAGCCGACCCGGACGAGGCAGGCCAUGUUGGCAUCAUGA
Molecule: messenger RNA, 630 nt
Organism: Colletotrichum lupini
Lineage: Eukaryota; Fungi; Ascomycota; Sordariomycetes; Glomerellales; Glomerellaceae
Product: Snf7 family protein
Exons: 3
Coding region: 1-630 (209 amino acids)
Biological process (GO): vesicle budding from membrane; late endosome to vacuole transport via multivesicular body sorting pathway
Cellular component (GO): ESCRT III complex; multivesicular body
Source: RefSeq, a predicted model, not a curated record